Arxiozyma heterogenica is the source of this 2010-nucleotide messenger RNA. It is a transcript of the gene GUP2, whose product is annotated as putative O-acyltransferase. The coding region runs from base 1 to 2010 and encodes 669 amino acids. Gene Ontology annotation, biological process: GPI anchor biosynthetic process. The record is from RefSeq and is a predicted model, not a curated record. Lineage: Eukaryota; Fungi; Ascomycota; Saccharomycetes; Saccharomycetales; Saccharomycetaceae. The transcript has a single exon. Gene Ontology annotation, cellular component: endoplasmic reticulum.
AUGCGUUAUAGGAAUAUCCCUAUUGAUUUAUUAAGAGUGUUUUUCUCAGUAGAGUCCUUGGAUGCUCGAAUUAAGCCACAACAAAGAAAAAAUAAAUUAAUAUCUGGUAGUAGUAGUAAUAAUAAUACUACUAGUACUGCUACUAGUACUGCAACUACUUCUACUACAAUUCAUAAUGUAAGAUGGAAUACAUACGAGUUCAAGUUUUAUUAUCUAGCUUUCAUUAUUGUAAUACCUAUGAUGUUUGUAACUGCCAUGAAUGCAAGUACAGAGAAGAACAUUGCUAACUAUUAUAAAUUUGAAAGAUUGUUAUCUAACGGUUGGUUGUUUGGACGCAAAGUAGAUAAUAGUGAUGCCCAGUAUAGAUUCUUUAGAGAUAACUUCCCUUUGCUUAUCACAUUAAUCUUAUCCCAUGUUUUAUUCAAAAGAUUCGUUUUAAUGAUAAUAGGCAUCUCAAAGUUAAAGUUCGACAUGUUUUUUGGCCUGUUUUUCCUUUUCGUCGCCCACGGAUUCAAUUCAUUAAGAAUCUUAGCCCAUAUGAUGGUAAUGUAUUCUAUUGUCCAUCUAUUGAAAAGAAAAAGACAUUGGACCACUUGUCUAACUUGGGUCUAUGGUAUCUCAACUCUAUUUAUUAAUGACAAAUACAGGAAUCUACCAUUUGGUUCUCUUUUACCCUUUCUGAAACCAAUUGACCAACUAAAAUUUAAUGGAAUCAUUGAACGUUGGGAUGUUUUCUUUAAUUUCACUCUAUUAAGACUGAUUAGUUAUAAUUUGGAUUAUUUGGAACGGUGGGAUAACCAAUUUAAAACUUUGAAAAAAACUGAUAUCGGUAUAGGUAAUGAUAACGAUAGUUUAAUCCAAGAAGAUCUAUCUUUACAAAAGUCUAGUCGUUUGAAUUCUGCUGAUAUCUCCUUGCCCACUAUCUUAGAAGAUGGUAACAAACUUCAAGAUCAUAUGGAUAGCACUACUCAUACCGAAAAUACUAAUAGAAACCACAGUAUUCACGGUGAAAACAACGAAAUGAAUGAGAAAAUCAAUAAUGCUAAAAGUAUUACCACUAAUGGUUCUGCUUAUGAUAAUUACUAUGAUAUCGAAUUGUUAACUAAUGAAAGGGCAAGAUUGGUGGCUCCUCAUCAUAUUCAAGAAUACUCAAUAAAUAACUUUAUUGCAUAUGUGCUAUAUACUCCGUUAUACAUUGCAGGUCCUAUUAUUACCUUUAACGAUUACGUCUAUCAGUCUAAAAAUACUCUACCAUCAAUUAAUAGAAUUAGGAUAGGUAAAUACUUGAUUAGACUCAUCCUUACAAUCUUGGUCAUGGAAUUCAUCUUACAUUUCACUUAUGUGGUAGCCGUAUCCAAGACAAAGGCAUGGGAAGGCGAUUCACCCUUCCAAAUAUCGAUGAUUGGUCUAUUCAAUUUGAAUAUAAUUUAUUUGAAAUUGUUAAUUCCUUGGAGAUUGUUCAGACUAUGGGGGUUAUUAGAUGGUAUUGAUACACCAGAGAAUAUGAUCCGACUAGUGGAUAACAACUACAGUGCAUUAGCAUUUUGGAGAGCAUGGCAUCGCUCCUAUAACAAGUGGGUAGUUCGUUACAUAUAUAUCCCAUUGGGCGGAUCUAAAAACCGUAUACUGACUUCAUUAGCUGUAUUUUCCUUUGUUGCUAUAUGGCAUGACAUCGAAUUAAAAUUAUUAUUUUGGGGCUGGUUAAUAGUUUUGUUUUUAAUUCCUGAGAUUGUAGCUACCGAGGUAUUUCAACCUUACAGACAAGAAUGGUGGUAUAGACACAUGUGUGCAUCGGGUGCUGUGGUAAAUAUUUGGAUGAUGAUGAUAGCUAAUCUCUUCGGCUUUUGUUUAGGCCCAGAUGGGACAAAAGCUCUAUUAUGGGAUAUGUUCUCUACUAGUAAUGGUUUAUCUUUCUUUGUGAUUGCCAGUGGAUGCAUAUUUAUUGCUGUACAGAUAAUGUUUGAAAUACGUGAAGAAGAGAAAAGAAAUGGAAUCUUUUUAAAAUGUUAG